CUCGAACACAAUAUUCUACCUCUGAUGAAGGAGGUGAUCGUAAAGAUCCUUGCUCACCUCCUGUCGAUCUUGGGAGUGGCGACUAGGCUCACGAGAGAAAAGCGUGCGGUCACAUACUUCAAGACCUUGGUCGGAGAGAACAGCCUUGUCCAAGACGCGCUGACGAAAUUAGACAAGCUGACUGCUCAAGAAGGCCAAGCCGUUGCAGCUGCUACGCUUUCGGUUUCGAGUAAUAUCCUCUCACAACUGGAGACUAGGAUGAAAGCCGAUCAACAGGGCAUGGACGUUCUGAGCACUACUAAGUCGAUGCUUACGAAGAUCGCUCAGGAAGCCGAGACGAUAUCUGGUAGUUCUCAAGAGAGUCAAAUCAUACUCGAAGAAAUUCGGGGGUAUGUCACGCAAAAUUCCGAGAAAAUCUUACCAUUUCUUUCCGACCAGCAUCGUCGUGAAUUCCAUCGGUGGCUGGCAUCCCCGUCGCCAUUGUCAAUUUACGAGAGCACUCGAAAGAUGCGGAGAGCCGGGACCGGAUCGUGGUUCAUCCAAGCUACCCAGUACAAGCGCUGGAAGACCAAGCAUAACUCUUUGCUAUGGGUCACCGGUGGCCCCGGGUGCGGGAAGAGCGUAUUAUCUUCCACAAUCAUACAGGACAUCGAGUUCAAUUCCGCAGUCGACUCAUCCGUUGCUCUUGCCUACUUUUACUUCGACUUCAGGGACUCGGGAAAACAGUCUUGUCUGGGACUAGUAUCGUCCCUCGUUGAUCAGCUCGCCUCGCGUUGCUCGGAAAUGCCUGCCGUUUUGGACCGGCUCUAUGCCACUCAUCGGAAUGGGGUCUUACGGCCUACACUGGACAGUCUAGUAACAACUCUCAAAGAGAUGAUAGUCGACGUCUUCUGCAGCGUUUACAUCGUCAUCGACGCUCUUGACGAAUGUUCCGAGCGAGAGACUGUCAUGGAUCUCCUCGAGGAGAUCACGAAGUGGAAACUUGGCGGUCUGCAUAUUUUGCUCACGAGCCGGAAGGAAGAGGACUUGAAUGUUCGCCUGCUGCCGCUCUCAGUAGAAUUCAGUCUUCAGACCUCUCUCGUUGAUCGAGAUAUUGCCUAUCAUGUUCGUGCUGCCUUGCAGCAUGACCAAUCCCUUUCGAAAUGGAAACCCGAACAGAAACAGGAUAUAGAAACAUGUUUGAUUCAAGGCGCACACGGCAU
Messenger RNA from Stereum hirsutum FP-91666 SS1, 1202 nucleotides. RefSeq lists its product as uncharacterized. The annotation marks the transcript as partial. Lineage: Eukaryota; Fungi; Basidiomycota; Agaricomycetes; Russulales; Stereaceae. The record is from RefSeq and is a predicted model, not a curated record. The transcript is spliced from 7 exons.